Molecule: messenger RNA, 4455 nt
Organism: Chanos chanos (milkfish)
Lineage: Eukaryota; Metazoa; Chordata; Actinopteri; Gonorynchiformes; Chanidae
Product: cytochrome P450 2J6
Exons: 9
Coding region: 87-1607 (506 amino acids)
Biological process (GO): xenobiotic metabolic process
Cellular component (GO): cytoplasm; intracellular membrane-bounded organelle
Molecular function (GO): oxidoreductase activity, acting on paired donors, with incorporation or reduction of molecular oxygen, reduced flavin or flavoprotein as one donor, and incorporation of one atom of oxygen; heme binding; iron ion binding
Source: RefSeq, a predicted model, not a curated record
UGGCAGGAGGUCCAGAGUAUGAGCAAGAACAGCAAAACGUUCUUGAACACAGAUGUAGUUAUAGAAUUCAGCCAAUUUCAGUGAACAUGGCUCCCUCAUCUUCAAUGUUGGGGUCUUCUUUUGGCAGGUGGUUAGAUAUUCCAUCAUUUCUGGUCUUCAUUAUCGUCUUCUUGGUACUUGUAGACUUCGCGAAAAACCGCAGACCAAAGAACUUUCCUCCAGGACCGCUUGCUCUGCCUUUCUUUGGAAAUAUGCUCAACAUUGACUUCAAGAAGGCACAUCUUGAUUUCACUAAGCUUGCAGAGGCGUAUGGAGAUGUGUACAGUGUCCGCCUGGGCGGAUGGAUUGUGGUUCUAAAUGGUUUCAAGACAGUAAAAGAGGCUUUGGUGAAUCAAGGCGACAGCCUCGAGGACAGACCCCAAGACCCACUUACUACUGAGAUAAGUGGCAAUUUUGGUGUCAUAAGCACCAAUGGUUACCUGUGGAGGCAACAGAGACGUUUUGCCCUCCUUACUUUAAAGAACUUUGGGGUCGGCAAGAGGUCAUUAGAGUUCAUCAUCUUGGAGGAGUUUUCCCAUUUAAGCAAAGAAAUAACCAACUUGAAUGGAAAGCCUUUUAAUCCUCAUCUCAUGAUGAACAAUGCCGUCUCCAACAUCAUCUGUUCUCUGGUCUUUGGACAUCGUUUUCAAUACAGUGACAAGGAUUUUCAGAUGAUGAUGCAACUCUUUGACCAAGCCCUACUCUUAGAGACUAGCAUUUGGGCAAGGGUGUAUAAUUCCAUGCCAGGUUUGAUGAGUCUCCUGCCAGGACCUCACCAGACACUGAAGAAAAUCUGGGAGACGGUGAAAGACUUUCUGAGGGUGGAAAUUGAACAGCACAAAAAAGACAGAGAUCCAGAGGAACCCAGGGAUUACAUUGACUGUUAUCUGAAUGAGAUUGCAAAGAACAGAGAGGAUUAUGCAGCGGGAUUUUCUGAGGAGAACCUGGUCAUGUGCACCCUGGAUCUUUUUGUGGCUGGAUCUGAAACCACAUCCACCACACUACGCUGGGCCCUGCUCUAUAUGAUCAAAUACCCAGAGAUCCAAGAGAAGGUCCAAGCUGAGAUUGACAGAGUGAUUGGCCAAUCACGACAGCCAUCUAUGGCAGACAGGGCCAAUUUACCCUACACAGAUGCGGUUCUCCAUGAGAUUCAGAGGAUUGGUAAUAUCGUACCACUGAGCUUGGCAAGGAUGACAACCAAGGAUGUGCGAAUUGGUGAACAUGUUAUUCCAAAGGGUACAGAGGUCAUUCCCAACCUGACGUCAGUGAUGUUUGACAAGAACGAAUGGGCAACUCCACAUUCAUUUAAUCCAGAACACUUUCUGAAUAAGGAGGGGAAGUUUGUAAAGCAUCCUGCUUUUAUGCCCUUCUCAGCUGGUAAACGAGUUUGUCUUGGAGAAAGCCUAGCCAGGAUGGAGCUCUUCCUUUUCUUUACCUCACUCAUGCAGAAGUUCACCUUCACCAUGCCAGCGGGGGAGAGGCCCAUGAUGGGCUUCCGCUUUGGCAUCACCCUGUCACCCCAGUCCCAGCUGAUCUGUGCCACCCUGCGCCACCAGGAACACAACUAAACAAGGGCACACCAAAUACAUCAAGACGUACACCAAUACAAUAAUAAUACACAUUACACACUGUAUCACAUCAUGAAAACAAACAAAUAAAAAAUAAUCAGCAUGCAACCAAUGAAAGGAAAGCAAAAGCAAAAAGCAUAACAAAACAAGCAAAAAAAAGAAAAAAGAAAAAGAAAAUCAGGGAACAUCUCAGCCCAUAAAUACAUAUAUCUAUACAGAGGACUACAUUACGAAUGACUCAUUAAAGAAACAAAGAUGAUAUGAGACACUAGAAUAUACAAAUCCUCUUGUCAGAAUAUCUAGGCCAACAUAUGCUAAAAAAGGGUACCCAGAUUUUGUCAAACGCAUACAAUGUUUUCAGCGUCAAUAUCAGUAUUACUGGAUUCUCUCAGUGUAGUAUAGAAGGAACUAAUAGAUCUGUCCUGUUUUAACAGAAGGAGCUGUGCCUCUGUGAGAAACUGUGUGUCUGUUUUUCCUAACAAAGUCCCUUACGGUCUACUUUGCUCUUAUUAGAUCAGUAUUGGAGUAUGGUCAUGUCCUCCUGUUUGAUACCUUUAAAGGUCUAGGAGAGCAGUUAGACAGGGUGCAGAACAUAGCCUUUAAAAGAUUCUAAAGACAAAGCAUAUGUCCACUCUCCUGUCCCAUCAUUAAAAGAACGGAGAGAAGAAGCUGCCAUUUCCCCUCUGAAAGAGAUCAUUUAUCCAGAGCAUCCACUACAUGAUCUGAUACCUCCAACUGGACAUGACAGAGCUGGAAGACUGAGGAACAGCUCUGACUUCUCUUUACCACCUGCCAGAACCAAGAGUCCACAGAAGUUGUUCCUUCAUACCACCCUAAAUAAAUACAUCUCAAUCAAAAUUCAGUGAUGUGGAAUUAAGAAAAAAAAAUCUUAUUUACGAAUGUGAUAUUUCUGUGAUAUCUGACCGAGGAACAUGAGGAUGGCACCAUCAAAUAGACCAUUUUAGAUUAGAAAGCCUGUUAGAUGCCCAGGUCUGGGCCUGUAACAACUGGUAGAAAGUCAGAGUUGUCACCUGUUGGAGUGAAGACACACCCCAGCUUGACCCAGAUCUAUCUUCCAAGUGCCUUGUGACAUGCCACGCUUUGACAGUGUUGAUGGUAAUGGGAUUUUUUUUUCUUGCCCGCCAUGAGGAUUAAGUCAGGGGGUGCUGUCCUGUUUUGAUUUUGAUUGUUGUGUCCUGUAAAGCCCUUUUGAGACUGUAAACAGUGAUAUUGGGCUCUAAAUAAACUUGAAACUUGAAACUUGAUUGUUUCAGGAGCCUCUAACACAAAUUCAGAUUUUUGAGGAACAAUAGGUUUUGAAGAGGAUAUUUGGUCUGUGAAGCUUUGACUUGUUAGGGAGGAAGUGUCUUUAUGCAUCCAGUCAUCUGUGAAGCAUAAAUGGGCCCUUAGCUCAUAUUUUUUAAUAUCAGGAAGAUCUAGGCCACCCUUCACAAUUCUAAGGCACAAUGCAGUCAUUUUGGAGUGAGGUCUCUUCUUAGCCCAUAUAAUGGAACUAAACCAGCCAUCUAAGUUUGUAACAGUGUUGUAUGACAAGGUUGGAACCAUCUGAAUAGGACAGAGCAAUCUAAGACUCCACAUUCAAAAGUGCAGAUGGCCUAUAAGAAGUGCAGUUCUCUGUUUACCCUUCUUAAGAAUCUAGGAGGUAUUAACUCCCGCAAAGCAUUAGGGAGAGGUCCAGUGUCAGAAGAAUCAUUAAACUUACUUGGCAAAGGGUCAACCAAAAGGUUAUGAAACUCUUCAUAGAAUUCGCUUCUAAGCCCAUCUGGCCUGGGCACUUUUCCAAACUGGACCCCUUUAACAGCAUCCAGCACUUCCUCCUUAGAGAUUGGAGCACCACUGAGGGCAGAUUUCUCUUAAUCUGUUAUGGUGGUGGGAUUGAGAGAAGAAAAGCAAGUAUCCAUUAACUCAAGGGCAUCAGAGGUCUGCUCUGAUUUAUGAGAUUUUUUUUGUCAGAUUUCUUGCAACUUAAAUCCCUUCCCAAAGUAGUCCCUGACAUUCAGAUCAGACAGUUUAGAAAGGCAACAAGUAAGGAAAACAAAUGGAUGACCAAGGAGCCAGAAAAAAUUCACAGCAGCGAUUCCUUCUCCAUACACUACGCAUAAACCCAGCACCGGACAGAGGCAAUCUGAUGCAAGUGAUGAAAGAAGCUGCUUCCAAAUAGAAGUUUGACAGUAAAAUAACUGCGAAAGGUUACGCCGAUCAGUGCAGCCAACCCUUGAAUUUCUGUCCUGUUACCUGUAGAGUCAGUGCCCUUUGACAGAGGCUAAUGGAUGACAUGGAUGUCGGUUCGGUCAUGUUAAGGGGUAAAAGAAUCUGGUCAGGGUGUGAAGGUUGAGCACUAUAUGGGCACCUGGAUUUGUUAUCAUUGUCAUUAUCCUGGGCAAUAUCCUGAUAACCAUAAUGGUAGAAUCAACACAUUUGUGUUUAGUAAAGGACACUGCACCCUAAAGAUGUUGAAAUCUCACACGCCAAAAUUUUCAGAAUGGGCUUGCCGCAUUGAGUGAAUCAUUUAAAUGCAAAACGUAUAUAAGCUUUUACAAUACGACACAGUGUCUUUACUUAUAUGGGCUUAUGAAAUGUUUCUUUAUAUCAUGUGACUGUAAUUGAACUUGUAAUGAAAUCUGUUAAUAAUUCCUUAUUAGAAUAAAACAUGGAGACAUUACCUGACCACCCUGCCACAAAUAAGCAACAAUGUAAAAUACAAUAUGAAGCACAAACAAAUACAUUUACAAUGUUCAUGAAGUUGAUAAUAAAAAAAGUCAGUCUCUUUUGUAUUAAAAGAAGGAUUUAUUCCUCAGAGUCAAUUAAAUAUGUAAGUACAAAACAA